This is a messenger RNA of Zasmidium cellare ATCC 36951, 1611 nucleotides long. RefSeq lists its product as uncharacterized. The transcript has 3 exons. The coding region runs from base 1 to 1611 and encodes 536 amino acids. Gene Ontology annotation, molecular function: DNA-binding transcription factor activity, RNA polymerase II-specific; zinc ion binding. NCBI's taxonomy places the organism in Eukaryota, Fungi, Ascomycota, Dothideomycetes, Mycosphaerellales, Mycosphaerellaceae. The record is from RefSeq and is a predicted model, not a curated record. Gene Ontology annotation, biological process: response to xenobiotic stimulus; regulation of DNA-templated transcription.
AUGUCGACGUCAGUACUCGGUAAGCGCAGGCGGAGGACCUUGAAAUCCUGCAUUCCCUGUCAUCGGCGAAAGAGGAAAUGCGAUAGGAAGUAUCCGUGUACUAUGUGUACUGCUUGCGAGUACAAUUGUAUGUAUGAAAGCAAUAACAGCAAUGGCAUCGACACGAGCGAGCCAAAGACUGACCCCCCGGACAUUGCUUUAAAUGCCGUCAAGCCUACUCGUUCUCCGAUGCCAGUUAAGCCCAUCGAUUCACGCAUUGAUUCUGGGUCGGCGGACCGUGUUAGCUUAGACGACCACAGCACUACAUACGCGCGAUCAUCAACGGCCAGGAUCUUCCCACAUAUCCUCAGCAGGAACCUAGGCUCUUCCGACGCCAACAACACUGCUUCCCAUUCGUUCGCCUACAAUUUCGGAACUCGUCCAGAAGAAGCAUCCCUUAACUAUGGUCUACUAAGCGAUCUCAUCUCUAAAGAAGAUCUCGCAUCAUAUUCUAGCGUAUACUUCGCGAAACUCAGUGCAGUUGGCGAUUUCAUCGAUCCGAGAAUCUACACCCAGAGAUGCAAGGACUAUUACCAGGAUGAUGUAAUUACCACCGCCAGCACCUCUUUCAUCUUCGGCGCCGUAGCUGCUGGUAUCGCCGCUCUCGGCUCAUUCUUGUCACCCACCAAGCACUCGUGCGAGGCUGAUCUCGUCCAGUAUGCAAAAUCCAUACUCGAUGACCCGCCUCCAAGCAAGUUGGGUGUUGAUAUAGCAUAUGCUCUUCGAGUGUUCUUCUUGCGUGCCACAGCCCGCCCGACUAAAGCUUGGAUUGCAUCGUGCACUGCCUUACAUCUAUGUGAGGCUAUCACGUGGGCGGGUUACACCUUGCUCUCCUAUGAGUAUAAUCGUUCUCCUGUGUUCUUUCGAACGGUCACUACUCGAGACAUUAUACCAGCGACUGGGUCCGUUGCCGACCAAUUCGUGCGCAUAGCGCAGAUCAUUCCUGGUCCCAACUCACCUUUGAAACUUACAAGUCAGCCUAGAACUGAGACAGAGGAACUGUUUGAGCGUCUUAUAGCAUUGCAAAAGAUCAAUCUCAGCGAUCCACUCCUACUCAUCACCAGAGCAGACCUAGCGUUUUGCUUCUAUCGACGAGCUUAUCAGCUGAGAAUGGGCAUUUCCGACGAUUUCGUUCAGCUUGUCAUAGACAAUGGCAAUGUCGCCGUGGACGCUGGAGCACAGCUCAGCAAGGUGGCCUUCUUCUGGAACAUCAUAGGCAGUGUCUUCCACUACGCUUGCAUCCUCUUAGCAAUUGACACGCCCAAGGCUUCAGCACAGAUCCCGUCUGCUUUCAAAGCUCUACAGAACCUCGUCAUGGCUGCUGACACAAAGUCAACCCGCGAUGCGUUCUCUAUGAUCCAACAUUUGCUCGAUCUUCACUUGGAAAGGAAACGAAAGGAGUUUGCACAAUUGGAACCAGUACAUUCCAGCUAUCAAUCUAUUCAGGCGCAACCAGAGCAGCCUGACGCCGAUGCCAUUCUCAACUUGCCCGAGUUCGGCUACGGGAUCGACUGGGAUCAGUUCCUCCUGGAGCCGUACCUACCCCUUCUUGGCAGUGAGGUCCAAAUUUGA